GUCGCGCAAUGCUUGCGGGAUCUGACGUCGAGAGCAAGAGCCCCUCCAUCAAUCGCAAAAUAUAUACUGAUGCUCCCUUACUGCCUCAUUUAAACUCUACAUACAUACAGCUACCUAUUGUAACUAUCCUAGUACCGACCCGACACUUCUGUCCGAUACAUCCGGAAAUAUAGGUAGGUAUUUAUAAUUAAAAGAUUACCUAGGUAUACCUGUCUUCUUAAAGCCUUUCGACGCUAUAAAGUAAUCCACCACUCCACCCUCCUCAAUAUUCCGACAUAUACGCACAAUCCACGAUGUUCGAUGUCCUAUAUCCGUAGUCAUGGUUGUCAGAAUGGUCCUCCGGGCUACUGCCCCUUGUCCGGGCUGCCUCGGCUUGAAUAGACCACAAUUAAGUCCAUGGCUUUCACCGUCGCGUAGUGGCACGCGCAUCUUCGCGACGUCGCAAUACUCCUUACGAAAGCCUCAUAUCCUGAGCUUGACCUCGAAUACGCAACCGGGUAUAGCCAAGUUUAGCUCCAAUGCCGCCAAUAAGCCGCCCACCACGCAGAAAGAUCCUCUCGCCACGAUCGAUAAAAGCGCCCAGGAGCAACGAAAAGCGGACUGGGCAAUAAUGAAAGAGAUGGCGCAUUACCUAUGGCCAAAGCAUGGCUUCGACACUAAAUUACGCGUGUCAUUGGCUGUUGUACUUCUCGUCGGAGCCAAGGUGUUAAACGUCCAAGUACCCUUCUACUUCAAGAGCAUUGUGGAUGCUAUGAAUAUUGACGUGGGAGAGACGGGUGGCACCGCCGCUAUGAUAGCUGGAAGCAUGAUAGUAGCAUACGGCGCAACGAGGAUAGGGGCUACUGUUUUCCAAGAGCUGCGAAAUGCCGUAUUUGCCUCGGUAGCACAGAAAGCUAUACGGAAGGUUGCUUGUAAUGUCUUUGAUCACCUACUACGCCUAGACCUUAACUUCCAUCUCACCAAGCAGACUGGUGGUUUGACAAGGGCUAUCGACCGAGGUACCAAAGGUAUCAGCUUUCUACUUACCAGUAUGGUAUUUCAUAUCUUCCCCACGGCUUUGGAGAUCGGCAUGGUAUGUGGAAUCCUCACUUGGCAAUAUGGCGCGCAAUAUGCUGCCAUCACGGCUGUCACGAUGACCGCGUAUACUGCAUUUACUAUCUGGACCACCUCUUGGCGAACCAAGUUUCGAAGGCAGGCCAACGCCGCAGAUAACAAGGCCUCGACAGUAGCCGUCGACUCGUUGAUAAACUACGAGGCCGUCAAGUAUUUCAACAACGAAAAGUUUGAAGUUUCUCGAUACGACAAGGCGCUUCAGGAAUACGAAAAGAGCUCCAUCAAGGUUGCGACUUCGUUAGCUUUGCUCAACAGCGGCCAGAACAUCAUCUUCUCGAGUGCCCUGACAGCCAUGAUGUACCUUGCCGCCAACGGCGUGGCAAGCGGCUCCCUGACAGUUGGCGACUUGGUCAUGGUCAACCAGCUCGUCUUUCAGCUUUCCGUCCCGUUGAACUUUCUAGGUUCGGUUUACCGAGAGCUCAGGCAAUCCCUUCUUGACAUGGAGACUCUCUUCAACUUACAAAAAGUGAAUGUUACUAUUAAGGAACUCCCUGAUGCGAAGCCGCUUCAUCUUUCUAAAGGAGGCGAGAUUAAGUUUCAGAAUGUAAACUUCGGCUACAAUCCAGAGCGCCCCAUCCUCCGGGAUCUAACAAUGACAAUUCCUGCCGGUAAAAAGGUCGCUAUCGUAGGUCCAAGUGGGUGUGGAAAAUCUACAAUAUUAAGACUCCUUUUCCGAUACUAUGAUGUUGAGAAUGGCCGCAUUCUCAUCGAUGAUCAAGACAUUCGUCACGUUACGCUAGAAUCGCUGCGAAAAUCCAUCGGUGUUGUCCCGCAAGACACUCCACUUUUCAACGAUACCGUUGAACAUAACAUCAAGUAUGGUGAUCUGUCGGCGCCCCCAGACCGAGUGAUCGCAGCCACCAAACGUGCUCAAAUCCAUGAUAUUAUUUCUAGCUGGCCUGCCGGAUACCACACCAAGGUUGGCGAGAGGGGUAUGAUGAUCAGUGGAGGAGAGAAGCAACGUCUUGCAGUCGCCAGGUUACUACUAAAGGAUCCGCCUCUGCUAUUCUUUGAUGAGGCGACGAGCGCACUGGACACACAUACGGAACAGGCACUCAUGCAAAACAUUAAUAGUAUCCUCCGGGAAAAGGCACGGACGAGCGUGUUCGUAGCCCAUCGAUUACGAACUAUAUACGAUGCCGACUUGAUCAUCGUAUUAAGGGAAGGCAGAGUGGCCGAACAAGGGACGCACAAAGAGCUUAUCGACCAAGGUGGGCUAUACUCGGAGCUCUGGAGCGCUCAAGAAACUCUGUUCAACUCCGACGGAAAGAAAGAAGGAGUUGUUAGCGAGAAAAGUAAAUGAAAGGAAUGUCAGCUUUCAAAAGCCUCGGCCACGACGAACAUGUUAAGUGUUCGUUGAUCUUGGGUAGAAUAGAGCUAUGCAGACAUCCUUUGGGGAUCGCGCCCGAUCGAAAUAGUCAUUUUUAAGAAUCCUAGGGGCUAUGGUAGGGCAUAGUAACCUGAGUGUGUUGUAUAAAAUAAGCAGUUGUGUAGUAGCAACAUCGUAACCCAUGGAGAACUCCGCGAAGAACAUGAUGACUUCAAGGUACUACCUAUGCUUCUGGCGGGGGGAUAGUCAGCAGUGUCUGUUGAAUAAACUCUAGUGCAGGUUUAGUAGCUACCAUGACUAUUCUCCAAGGCACUAUCGCCUCACUGGAUCUACAACCCCCAGUUUAGAUCAAAACGCUCAUCCCACUAGUGUAUUAGAGUGCGAUCCUCGUAGGUCAGUGUCC
This is a messenger RNA of Daldinia vernicosa, 2846 nucleotides long. Its product is annotated as P-loop containing nucleoside triphosphate hydrolase protein. Gene Ontology annotation, cellular component: mitochondrial inner membrane. The annotation marks the transcript as partial. NCBI's taxonomy places the organism in Eukaryota, Fungi, Ascomycota, Sordariomycetes, Xylariales, Hypoxylaceae. Gene Ontology annotation, biological process: transmembrane transport; intracellular iron ion homeostasis. Gene Ontology annotation, molecular function: ABC-type transporter activity; ATP hydrolysis activity; ATP binding. The transcript has 3 exons. The record is from RefSeq and is a predicted model, not a curated record.